This is a messenger RNA of Odontomachus brunneus, 1345 nucleotides long. Its product is annotated as epimerase family protein SDR39U1. The transcript is spliced from 6 exons. The record is from RefSeq and is a predicted model, not a curated record. Bases 225 to 1112 code for a protein of 295 amino acids. NCBI's taxonomy places the organism in Eukaryota, Metazoa, Arthropoda, Insecta, Hymenoptera, Formicidae.
CAACUCGACAAUAGAUCAACUGACUUUUAUUUUGAAAUAUUAUCACUCAAUGACAAGUUAAAAGUGUUUCUUAUUUCUUUAAUAAUACAUUUCACUACAUAUUAAGAGACUUUGUUAUUAUGAAGUAGAUCAACUCAACAACGAAUGGAGCAGUGAGCUUUGUGGAUUCCUUCUAAAAAUAAUUCAAUAGAGAAAUCAAAUUUUGUUGAGAGACUCUCUUAAACAUGACUUUGAAGCAUGUAAUAAUAGGUGGUGGCACAGGUUUUAUAGGAUCACAGCUCAUAAAAUGUCUUUCUCUGGAAGGUAUUUCUUGCACAUGUAUUUCCCGAAUGCCAGGUCCACAUAGAAUGUCAUGGAAUGAUUUAGAACGCUACGGUCUACCAGAGAACACAUCAGCUGUCAUCAAUCUUGCUGGACAGAAUGUGCUGGAUCCAACCCAAAGAUGGUCUCCAGGCUUUAAGCAGAACGUCAGGAACAGUAGGGUAAAGACAACAAAGGCUCUAGCUGAUGCCAUACAGAAUACUAAAGCUACGAUAUUUAUGACUAUAUCUGGAGUCGCUUAUUAUAAACCAAAUGACACUAUAUACACAGAAGACAGCAAAUGCGAGUCAUACGAUUUCUUAUCAAGACUUUCUCAUGAUUGGGAAAAUGCUGCAAAAAUACCAAAGAAAUGCAACAUUAGACAAGUCACAAUAAGGUCUGGAGUUGUGUUGGGGAGAAAUGGUGGUAUGAUCAAACAGAUAUACUUGCCAUUUUUCCUUGGCCUAGGUGGACCAAUAGGUGCUGGAAACCAAUAUAUGCCAUGGAUACAUAUCACAGAUCUAGUUAGCAUGUUUAUAUUUGCGCUUAAAAAUGACAAUGUGCAAGGUAUAUUAAAUGGAGUUGCACCUCAGCUUAUUACAAAUAUGGAAUUCACGAAGGCAUUUGCGAAGGCAAUGCGGAGACCUGCAAUGAUACCUCUUCCUAGUUUUGUCUUGCAAAUAUUAUUCAGUGAAGAACGAGCAAAAAUCAUGUUGGAGGGACAGAAAGUUGAACCAAAGCAUGUGAAAGAAUUGGGAUUUCAGUAUCAAUAUCCAGAUAUUGAAAGCGCUUGUAAACAACUCGUUCAGUAAACUUCAUACUUUGUACAAAGAUACGCUUGAUUAUGGUAGAAGUCAAUAGACACACGUAGUUCAAUUAUUUUAAAAUUAUUUGUAAUAUGAUAUAAUUAAGUUAUAAGCAAUGAUAUAAGCAAUAAUAUUGUUAAGUUAUGAGCAAUGAAGCGCGAAAUCUUCACUCUUUUUCAUAUAUUGUAAUCUAAGAAAUGUUAUUUAAUAGUAAAAUUAUUUAUUGUAGAACAAAUCAA